Messenger RNA from Suillus bovinus, 964 nucleotides. Its product is annotated as Isochorismatase hydrolase. The transcript has 2 exons. The record is from RefSeq and is a predicted model, not a curated record. NCBI's taxonomy places the organism in Eukaryota, Fungi, Basidiomycota, Agaricomycetes, Boletales, Suillaceae. The coding region runs from base 97 to 720 and encodes 207 amino acids.
GGCCUCAAGGUUUUCACCCGGGCUGCGAUCGGUGUUUAUAUAAAGUAUCGGAUUGUUUUGGGAUUGUCCGUGACUUUCUCGCUCUCAUUGCAUGUCAUGCCCCGUCAUCUCACUGAUAAUCACCACAGCCUGCAUUCGAGUCAUCAAAGUCCCCCAUGUCUCACUUGUCGCGUCCUUUUACUCCUGGACCUGCAAGUCUGUAUGCUCAGGGCCCCAAAAGAAGGCGGCGUCCCUUCUUCAACAACUGUCUAUCGGAACAUUGAACACAUUCUUGACCGUGCUCGCUCAGCAAAGCAACCACCUCGCAUCAUUCAUAUCCGCAAUUCCGGAGAGUCGGGUGAUCCAGACGCACCGAACUCCCCCGGCUGGCAACUCGUUUUUCCAACGCUUGAGCACGAGUUCAUUGUCGACAAGUUAAAAAAUAACGCCUUUGCUGGAACCAGACUCGCUGAACUUAUACCACGUGACGCUGAACUCAUAGUCGUCGGCAUGCAAAGCGAUUACUGUGUGCGUGCUACUUGUAGCACAGCCUUGAGUAGAGGAAACACUGUCAUCUUGAUCAAGGAAGCACACGCAACCUACGAUCGCAUUGAAGUAUGGAACCGUGGCAUGGUUACAACUGCCCGUGACGUGGAGUCGGAAAUAGAGGCGGAGUUGGAGGAGGCUGGGGUCAACCUUCUGUGCAUGUCGGAUGUGCCGCACUUGUUUAGUGACCGGUGACGCACAUUUGCGAGAGUGAUCGCUGAGAACUUCCGCUCCCUUUUCCAGCCAUCAUGGUAGUUUGGCAUUUGCGUUCUUUACUCCGUUGGAUAUUGGUUCCCGUUUAGAAACUUCCCCAUGGCCGAUAUGAUGGUUUGGAUGAUGGCCCUGUCAUGGGCAUGUUGUGUUUGGUAUCGAUACUAUAACCUUGUCAUCUACUUACAAAUUUAUGAUAACUCAAUAUCACGUGAGUACUAUUGAAAAA